This is a messenger RNA of Periophthalmus magnuspinnatus, 4414 nucleotides long. RefSeq names its product DENN domain-containing protein 5B-like. Gene Ontology annotation, molecular function: small GTPase binding; guanyl-nucleotide exchange factor activity. The transcript is spliced from 23 exons. The record is from RefSeq and is a predicted model, not a curated record. Lineage: Eukaryota; Metazoa; Chordata; Actinopteri; Gobiiformes; Gobiidae.
CAGUGUGAGCGCCCCUGUGCCUCCUGCCCGGGACCAACAGCUCCUCCAGCGGAUAAACCCUCCGGACUGUCCCGUGCCCGGUGCUCCGUGUGUCCCCGGGCUGUCCUCGUGUCCCCGGGCUGUUCUCGUGUCCCCGGGCUGUCCUCGUGUCCCCGGGCUGUCCUCGUGUCCCCGGGCUGUCCUCCUGUCCCGGGUCAUGCCUGUGCGCCUGUAGCGGCUCAGGCUUCACCAUGAGCGGCUGGAGCGCUGCGCAGUCCCGCCUCGUGCACUACUUUGCGGUGUGUGGACUGGACCCUCAGACCGGGCUGGAGCCGGACCAGUCCGCGGCUCUGUGCCGGUACCUGGAGGCGGACCGAAGCGGCGAGCCCUGCCCAGAAAACUGCACAGAGCCGAGUCUGGAGCACACAACGUUCCGCUCCAAAGUUCUGGCACGAUUCCCGGAAAAUGUGGACGGGAACCUCUUCGACCAGGACGCGGUCAAUAUGCUGUGCGUUCCCGGGGGUCUGUCGUUCCGCACUCGUCCGCUGCCUCCGCACUUUCACUCGUUCCUCAUCACUCGUGAGGACUUCAGUCGGACCUACGGCUUCGUCCUCACCUUCUACGAACAGGUGAGGAGCGAACAGGUGAGCGUCGCCAUGGAGACGCUGCUCAACGGGCACCGCCGGACCCGAGACCGGACCCGAGACCGGACCCGAGACCAGACCCGAGACCCGACCCGAAACCAGACCCAAAACCAGAGUGAAGACCAGAAGAAAGACCAGACUGGAGACCAGAACAAAGACCAGACUGGAGACCGGACCCGAGACCAGGCCGGCUCCUCCUCCAGCCCCUCCUCCACCUCCUCCACCUCCUCCUCCAUGGACUCCCUCUCCAGCGGGGGGGAGUACACAGACCUGUGCCCGCCUGAAGCCUCCGUGCGUGGGGUGGAGUCGGCGGGUGGCGCCCUGUACGUGUCCAAAGCUCUGUGUGUCAUCGCGCCGCUGCCUUUCAUGGGCGCGUGCCGCAGUUUUCUGUGGCAGCUGCACCGCGCCGUGAUGUCAGAGACCCCGCCCCCUCUGCCGCUGGAGAGCUACGUCUACAACCUGCUCUACGAGGUGCCGCUGCCCGCCCUAGGACGCUCUCUGCGGUUCCAGGGCGUGUACGAGCCAAUCGUCUGCCAGCGUCCGGGACCGGCCGAGCUCCCGUUGGCCGACUUCCCCCUGAGUGAGGUCAUCGGUCUCCUCGGACUGGACAACCUCAUCCAGGUGUUCACCUGCACGCUGCUCGAGAUGCAGAUCCUGCUCUACUCACAGGAUCCUCAGAGUCUCAUGUGUGUGUCCGAGUGUCUCUCGUCGCUGCUCUUCCCGUUCCAGUGGCAGCACGUGUACGUCCCGCUCCUGCCCUCCACGCUCCGUCACUUCCUGGACGCUCCGGUGCCGUACCUCAUGGGUCUGCAGGGUCAGGGGGGCGGGGGCGGGGGCCGCGCCUGUCUGGACCUGCCGCAGGAGGCUAACUUGUGCUUCGUGGACAUUGAUAAUCAUUCCGUUGAUCUUCCGGAGGACUUCCCGCACUUCCCUCUUAAGUCGGACCUGAUCCAGGAGCUGAUGGACGUCCUGCAGAGCUCCGGCGUCUCCGCCCCGGAGUCGAGCUCCUGUCCCGGGUCGCCGCGUCCGUCCAGCUCCCCCUGCACCCCCAGCGCCCUCCGGAGGAACAGCCUGGAGGCGCAGGACCGACGCAACGGGAACCUGCCCCCCAACCAGGCGGCCAUCUUGGAACUGCUGCAGAAGAACGAGACGCUGGAGAGACUCGAGGCGCUGACCAGACGCACCGGGGUCAGCGUGGCCAGAGUGGACGCGCUGAGGGCAGGGGUCAAAGGUCAAAUAGCAGAGGCGGAGAGACGGCGUCCGAGCUCUCGUCUGGAGGAGGAGAAGAGGGCGGCCAUCUUGAACGCUCAGCUCAGAGAAGUCUUCGCCGCUCGCUUCAUCUCCAUGUUCUGCGACUACGAGGCGUUUGUGAUCCACAGCUGCGGCGACCUGGAGACGUGGCUCACGGCGCGAGAGAACAUGCACAACUUCGACAAGGCGUCUUUCCUGUCGGAGCAGCCCGAGCCCUUCCUCCCGUUUCUCUCGCGCUUCAUCGAGACGCAGAUGUUCGCCUCGUUCAUCGAUCACAAAAUCAUGUCUCAGUGGGAGCAGAAGGAGGCGCUGCUGCGAGUGUUCGACCAGCGCAUCGAGAAGAAGAAGCUCCACCAGCUCCGAGCGCCAAACCUGAGCUCCACCCACGCCCGCCGCAGCUCCGCCCUCCUGCAGGCCGCCCAGGCGGUGGAGCAGAGGUACCAGAACAUCGACCACACGGCGGUUCUUCCUCACCUCCUGAACAUGAGGAUCGGACAAGGACGAGUCGACCAGGGACAUUUCCCCCGUCUGCAGAGAGACGCCCUGAACACGCCCCCGAACAGGUGAGACCGAGACCUGGGACUGAACCGGGGCUGAACCAGGACUAAACCAGGACUAAACCAGGACUAAACCAGGACUAAACCAGGACUAAACCAGGACUGUCUGCAGAGAGAUCUGCAGGAGUCUCGUUCUCUGGGGAAGUCUCUCCGUCAGCCCAAACUCUCAGACUUGUCUCCCGCCGUCAUCGCUCAGACCAACUGGAAGUUUGUGGAGGGCCUCCUCAAAGAGUGUCGCCUCAAGACCAAGCGCCUCCUUGUGGCUAAAAUGGGCCGUGAGGCUGUGGAGCUGGGCCACGGAGAUGCGAUGAUCUCUGGUUUGGAGGAGAACACUUUGGUGGCGUCUCUGUGUGAUCUUCUGGAGAGAAUCUGGAGCCACGGUCUCCUCGUCAAACAGGGGAAGUCGUCUCUGUGGUCUCACCUGCUCCAUUACCAGGCCCGCGAGGAGCGACUGGAGCAGCAGGCGGCUCAGGCCACACAGGGGGAUCAGGAGAGGAGGAGGUCCGACUGCAGCCUCCAGAACACGGCUCGCCUCGCUCUGCUCCAGGACAUGAGACAUGUGCAGCUGAUGUCGGAGAUAAAGACGGACGUGGGUCGAGCUCGCGCCUGGAUCCGCCUUUCUCUGGAGAAGAAGACGCUCUCACAACAUCUCAGACAACUGCUGUCCCGACAAGGCCUGACCAAGAAGCUGUACAAACGUUACGCGUUCCUUCGCUGUGAGGAGGAGAAGGAGCAGUUCCUCUUUCACCUUCUGUCCCUCAACGCUGUGGAUUAUUUCUGCUUCACCAACGUCUACACCACCAUCAUGAUCCCGUACCGCGUGGCCAUCGUCCCCAUGAAGAAGCUCAGCAACAGCCUCCUGACCUCUAACCCCUGGGUCUGCGUGUCCGGAGAGCUCAGGGACUCUGGGGUCAGACCCAUCCCCAAAAACCUGCUGGAGAUGGGCUUUGACUGUCAGAACCUGGGCCGUCUGACCACGCUGCAGAUCGGACACGAUAACGCCGGACUUUUGGCCAAGUGGCUCGUCGACUGCGUCCUGGUCAAGAACGAGGUCACCGGACACGCCUACAGAUUCCCGUGCGGCCGGUGGCUCGGAAAAGGCGUGGACGACGGCAGCCUGGAGCGCGUGCUGAUCGGCGAGCUGCUGCCCCCUGGUGGAGGCGUGGAGGAGGAGGCGGGACGAGGCUCCGGGACCCCGCCUCAACAAAGCUCCCCCUCCCAGACGCGACGGAUCAGCCUGAGCAGCAUCACGGCCAGAGGCAUCAAGCCGACGUCGGGGCAGAUCCAGGACGCAGUUGGAGAAGUCGUCAACAACAUGAUCAAACACUUCCAUAAACCAGAAAAAGAGAGGGGCAGUGUGACGGUGUUGUUGUGCGGUGACAACAGUCUGGUCACGGCUCUGGAGCAGCUCUUCGCUCACGGCUUCAAAUCCUCACGACUCUUCCAGAAAAACAUCUUCGUCUGGGACUUUGUGGAGAAAGCCUGUGCUCACAUGGCCUCAGCGCAGCGAGGGGCGGACCUCAGGGCGGACCUCAGGGCGGACCUCAGGGAUCAGGACCAGGGCCGCUGUUCUUUCUGCCGAUACGUUCAGGCCAUCAACUCAUCGUCUCGGAGCGUCGGGAAGGACGGGAAGUUCCAGCUGCUCGUGUGUCUCGGCACCAGGGACCGUGUGCUGGCUCAGUGGCUCCCCCUGUUGUCCUCUUGUCCUGUGACGUUUCAGUUUUAUGAGGACUGGGCUCUGAUUCGAGACGUUUCAGCCGUGGACAGUCUGAGCCAGGUCCUCCUCACUCUGCACCACUUCCCCCUGAGACUGGAGGCUUCACUGGUCAAAGGAAUACGGCUCUGAACCAGGACUAAACCAGGACUAAACCAGGACUAAACCAGGACCAGACCAGGACCAGACCAGGACUAAACCAGGACUAAACCAGGACUAAACCAGGACCAGACCAGGACCAGACCAGGACUAAACCAGGACUAAACCAG